UCUUCGUAACCACAACACACGAUCAACACGACAUCAUUUGAUCACAUUUUCCAAGUAAUUUACACCUAAAGUUAAAUAUAUAGAGAAUAAACACGAACACCCAGGCAAUGUAAUGCUAUGCCGCCGAUGAUGUUAAAUAUAUAAUGGGCAUUGAUCUGGUGUCCAUGGCCUUCCCACGUGCGGGCGAGGAGGUAGGGCUGCCCACACUACCACACCAGUCUGUCAAUGUCCGUCGUGGUGGCCAGGUGCGGUUAUUAAUAGUGAAGACAGAACCUAACAUGUGACCCAACUAAGAUCAUUUAUGGUGUCCUCAUGGAGAGAAAAAUGUGAAAAAAUACUUUUUUUUUUGAGGGAAAGUAAUGAUAUAAUUGAUAAGAGGAUAGAUCAUACGGUAACAUGACAGGUGUUGGUAAUGAAAUGGUUUGCUCAUGUCACAGGUAAAUUAAGUAAUAGUAACAUGUUGCAUCACAUAACCAAUUAUUGCGUCGUGUUGUUCAUAUCUUAUGUAGUUAACCUUAAGAUUUUCUGUUUUUUAUGGCGUUGUAAUAAAGACACGUUAUUUGUUCAGUACAUUCACUAAUAAGGUUACAACCACUGCAUCUUGGCACACAGGAAAAUGUUUUAAGGAAGUUUCAUUGAUUUGUAUGGUAUACCCUGUAUAUGCAUUUCAACUGAGAGAGAGAGAGAGUCCUCCUCUGGUUAGGUUUAAAGGACACGUCAAGUUAUAUCAGUUUUCUUUUUUAAUUAAGAGUUUAAAAGAGACAACCUUGUGCAUGACAUUGCCUACGUUAGUGUUUCUCAUGCAGCGGUACAUCACGCAAAGUUCAUCUACGUGUGGCACAACAUUUCGAAACAACAAUUAUUAAUAAAAUACAGGUAAAAAGCAUUUGCACUUCCUGAAAAGAUGGAGUAUUGAUUUUCUCAGUCCUAGUGUAAUGCGGUCGAUAGUAGAUGGGCAUCUGUGACUUACUUGUUUAUGUGAUAUGACGAGUUACCUGAGAGAACCGAGCAGUGGGCGAUUUCGGGCGUGUGGUGUUGGGGAGGGUGAAUAAAGGUGGCUGGGGCGGUAAGAUCUUGACACCCUCCUGACGCUGCUGCUGUCACCAUGCCUCACUGUCCGCUGCCCGCCCUCCUCCUCUGCUUCCUCACACUGUCAACAGGAGGGGAGGAGGUGGAGGAGCAGGAGGUUCGGGUGUACAGUCUCCAGCGGGGGGUGUGGACGAUACCCUCCACCAGUGUCUACCUCCGAUACAACUUCCCAGUCGAUCUCAACCCCGUCACCCACCUCACCGUCUGCUACAGGAUCAGGUUGGAGAAGUUUGCCGACUACAACAUUCACCUCUCUUACGCCACCAGCGAGAAGGACGCCAACUCCCUCCUCUUGUACAACAUGGCGACUCAGAUGCUGGCUUACGUGAACAACCUGCAACAGACGCUCGUCACUACAGAGCCCCUGGAGAUUUACCCCGAGACCUGGAACCACUUCUGCCAUGUCCUAGAGCCAGGAGCCUACACCCUCUACUGGCAAGGCAAGAGGUACGGCCGGGCGUCUGGGAUGCGUGGCUCCCUGUUGAUGAAUGGAACACUUAUAGUGGGACAGGAGCAAGAUUCAUACGCGGGAGACUUCGCUGUAUCUCAAGUUCUUCACGGAGAUAUAACUCAGCUUAAUUUCUGGGAUCGAGUGUUGUCGGCGGCGGAAGUGGAGGAUCUUGCUGCGUGUCGGAUCAAUGGUCGCGGCAAUGUCUUCAGCCUUGACACUGCCGACGUCAAGAUGAUGGGCGACGUGCUUCUCGACAUUGUCCGUCAUAAUGAACUUUGUCGGUCACUGCCUCACUACAUGCUGUUGCCAGAGAGGCGGAGUGUGUCGGCCUCGCUGGUGCAGUGUCACCUCUUCAAUGCCUCAAUGUCAGUCCCCGGCUCCAUCCAGGACAAUGAUUAUCUCAAGCAGGUCCUCUUGCCCUUCAUGGACAACUGCAGCAGCACUCCCUGGAAGCUGUGGCUGGGUGUUACUGACCAAGCCGAGGAAGGCGUCUGGGUUGAUAUGAAUGUAAAGAAAUUUGUUGAGUUUCAAAACUUUGUGUCCCCUUUCCCUUAUGGGGGUUCUGUAGAAAACUGUGCUGCGUUGUUCCCAGACGGCACUUGGGGCGAUGCUAAGUGUAGCAUAAAAAAAUGUAGCUCAUGUGAAUUCAAACCUUCAGAGUUUUUACGUUUACGAGGUUUGUGUUUCGAGGAGGAACAACAAACUAGGUUCCGUGUGGCUGAUUAUGUUAACGGGAGGCCAUUGUUACGUGGCUUCUAUGAUCUCCUUAUUAUGUGGGACAACGAAAAUGCACAAUGGCUUCUGAGGAACACAGCCAAUACUACUCUAGCCUCUCUGUCUCCCUCAGACUUGGAAGAAUAUCCGCUGGGUCAGAAAAUCUGGCUGGUGCGUGAUCUACUUUGUGGGUCUCAUGCAGGUACGAGUCUCAACCUGAGCGUCUCUCCCUGUCUGGGCCACCACUUUAUGUGUCGUUCAGGAGAGUGUAUCGCCCACCAACACCGCUGCAACAUGCGAUAUGAGUGUAGUGACGGCAGUGAUGAAGAUGACUGUGAUAUCGUGAACUUGCCUAGUGGGUAUAGGCGCCACCUUACACCCCCGGGCACUGAUAGUUCCUCCCUCAUUAUCACGCCCAACAUUACCAUCAACCGCAUCAUGGCCGUCGAUGAGAGAGACAUGACCGUCACUAUUGAGUUCCAAGUGAAACUAACCUGGCUUGACGAGAGACUUAGUUUCAGUCACCUGGAGAGCACCAACAAAGGAACCGUUUUAUCGAGAGAGGAUGUCAAGAAGAUCUGGACUCCUCUGUACCGGCUGUCGAACCUGAAGGGGGGUCAUCUGCAGCUUCUAGAAGAGACUGUAAGAAUCACCACAGCGAGACACCCGAAGCAUCCAGACUUCAACAAUGUGAAAAUGGAUCUAGUGUACCCUGGCGGUGACAACGAACUCAUCAUAACACAGGAUUACAUCGCCAGUUUUACCUGUCCGUUUGAAUUCUACACCUACCCGUUUGAUAUCCACGUCUGCACUCUGAACCUCUGUCUGCCGUCUACCUAUGAAAAUUUCGUUGAGUUAUCAGAAGAGAUGAGAGACGUAACAUUCACUGGGCCUCAAGAAUUAACCAUGUUCUCCGUACUCAACGUGCACUAUGGCCCAGAUUCAGGAAAAUAUCACCUGAGUGUUGAAUUUGAGCUUCACUGUCACGGGAGUGCUAUUGUGUUAUCUCUAUUCAUCCCAUCCUUGUUUCUGCUGGCAAUAAGUUGGUCAUCGUUGUUUGUGAAGUGGGAGGCGUUUAGUUCCCGUCUCAUGGUGUCUGUUUCUGCUCUCUUGGUCUUCUAUACACUACGCUUUACAUUAAUCGGCUCCAUGCCGAUGACUCUGGCCAUAAAACUAAUCGAUAUUUGGUUUUUCUUUAUCAUCUCUGUCCUGUCUGUUAAUAUUAUAAUCCACAUAUUUAUUCAAGAAGAAUUUCCUAACGACGAAGCAUUCAAGAAAAAGCCAUUAUUCGUACGCCCUGCUGGAGGAGCGGUGAUAUUAACCCCAGAGUCCAUACAGCCUUCCCAUCCCAAGUUUAUCACUAUCUACAGGCGUAUCAUCCUGCCAGGCUUGAUCGUCACAUUCAACAUAAUAUUCUGGUUAACUUUACUAUUGCUAAGAUAGACAAAGUUACCCUCUCUGCCACCACGUCCAUAUCAUUAUCACCAUUCAUUAUUAAAUCAUAGAACUAUCAUUUAUUUGUAACGUAUUCACCAGCCUCAUCUAUCUCCACACCCUGUCUGUUCAGUGUACUCAUUUUAACACAUGUUUAUGGAAUACUCAUCGUGACUUCUCUUUAUGUUUACCGUUGUUGGUGUGUUUAGUUGUCGUUGUUCACGUGGGUCAUUUCUGUUUAUUUAUCAUUGUACCAUUUAUCAGCCAACUAGCCGUUAUAGUACAGGAGGAAACUGGAGUACCUCGCUUCUCUCUUAUUGGUGCAAUCUUGGGCCGGGAUAAAGGUGGGUAUUGUAGUGUGACCCUACCAAUCAUGGCAGGUUUUUCCGGUUUCUUCCUAUACUAACAGUGAACAAAGGUCAUGACAAAGAAUAGAUCAACCACCGGAAUGGCUAAUAAGCUGAUAAGUGGCGAAAUGGUAAAUAAAAUAUAGAUACUGUAACUUGCAGAUUUCCACGAAUAAACAAGUUAGCCAUAAAAUAUA
Molecule: messenger RNA, 4232 nt
Organism: Homarus americanus (American lobster)
Lineage: Eukaryota; Metazoa; Arthropoda; Malacostraca; Decapoda; Nephropidae
Exons: 8
Coding region: 1106-3697 (863 amino acids)
Biological process (GO): signal transduction; regulation of membrane potential; nervous system process
Cellular component (GO): membrane; synapse; neuron projection
Molecular function (GO): extracellular ligand-gated monoatomic ion channel activity; neurotransmitter receptor activity; transmembrane signaling receptor activity
Source: RefSeq, a predicted model, not a curated record